CACAAGUGAGAAAGUAUAACCUCCAACACGAGGGAUAAACAUACCUACCUAAGUCUAAAUGGUAGGACAAAGUCACACCAAACCUUACCUCACCAAUCGAAGUCAAAAUAUCAUCACCAACCACAACCACAACCUCAACAACAAUAUCCCACUUCUUCAGCUUCACACAAGUCUAAAUCAUCUAUAAAUGUUCCCACUUCGCAUCACCAUCACGACAAGAAAUCUCCUCCACCCCUUGGCCAGCAAACGUGCAUUCAACAACCCCAUUCCUCGUGCAAUUCAUAUCCGACGCAUCGAAUCCAAAAACCUUCACCACCCCCUCCUUCAAGCUCGACCACACAAAAUAACUGGUGGUGCACCAACCCAACACCACAACAAUCCAACCAUGACUAGUUCCGAUUCCAGUUCCACCAUGUAUCAAUUGACAUUCUACGUCCCCACUCAAGACACACAACGUGUUCUUUCCGCAGUCCAUGCCACUGGGGCAGGGACCUGGCCUAAUGAUUCAAAUUCACCAGAGAAAUUCGACAACGUCGCUGACCCUCCUAAAUAUGUCGAAGUGGCUUUCAUUACUCGAGGGACAGGACAAUUUCGACCUACGGAGCAUGCGAAGCCGCAUAUUGGUACUGCGGGGGGAGAGGUCGAGUAUGUGGAUGAGAAUAAAGUCGAGAUGGUGGUGAUGGGAACGGAGGUGAUGAGGAAGGCUGUGGAGGCGUUGAAGGAGACCCAUCCGUAUGAAGUAGUGGCGUUUUUUGUUACGAGGUGUGAGAGCGUUUGAAGCAUAGGGAUCAAUGAGUGGUUGAGGGAUGGAGGAUGGAUUUCUCGAUCAUGGGUUAAGGAGGAUGGGGUCAUGGAUCAGAGAUUAAGAAUGCGUAGAUGCUAAUACAUAUGUAAAUAGCUCUCAUUCAUACUAUAUUGCAUUCAGACGAUGGUAUUUCUAAAUCAUAUGGAACAG
Messenger RNA from Exophiala mesophila, 955 nucleotides. RefSeq lists its product as uncharacterized. The record is from RefSeq and is a predicted model, not a curated record. NCBI's taxonomy places the organism in Eukaryota, Fungi, Ascomycota, Eurotiomycetes, Chaetothyriales, Herpotrichiellaceae. The transcript has a single exon. The coding region runs from base 188 to 778 and encodes 196 amino acids.